AGGAUUUCUGUUAUACCUUCUACUCCGUGUCUUUGGUUGAAAUCAUCAGGACUUUUAACCAACUAGCCUCCUGACGAUUUCCAGCUUCUCUCCUGAACCCGCUUCCAUCCAAACACGCACCGAUAAGUGGGAAAUCAUGAACUGGGGUGCUCUAGAGGUUCUCCUGAGUGGAGUUAACAAAUACUCCACUGUGUUUGGCCGGGUCUGGCUUUCUAUGGUGUUCGUCUUCCGGGUCUUGGUGUUUGUGGUAGCAGCUCAGCGGGUGUGGGGAGAUGAAAGUAAAGACUUUGUCUGUAACACUAAGCAGCCAGGCUGCACCAACGUUUGCUACGACAGUAUCUUCCCCAUCUCUCACAUCCGCCUGUGGGCCCUGCAGCUCAUCUUCGUCACCUGCCCAUCGCUCAUGGUUGUCGGUCACGUCAAGUACAGGGAGAAGAAGGACAUGGAGUACUCUACCUCCCACAAGGGGAAACACUUGUAUGCCCAUCCUGGAAAGAAACGUGGAGGCCUGUGGUGGACUUACCUGGUGAGUUUGAUCUUCAAGGCGGGCUUCGAUGCUGGCUUUCUCUAUGUCCUGUAUUAUGUCUACGAGGGUUACGACAUGCCCCGCCUGAGCAAGUGCAAACUACCGCCUUGCCCCAACACAGUGGACUGCUACAUAUCCCGGCCCACGGAGAAAAAGAUCUUCACGCUCUUCAUGGUGGUCUCCUCCGCUGUCUGCAUCUUAAUGUGCAUCUGUGAAAUGAUUUACCUCAUCUUCAAACGUAUCAAAAAGCUCAUUCUCAGGAAGAAGGAUCAGGAAAUCCAGAGGUUCGUCGAAAGCCACGAAAUGGCCCCUCUCUCACAUCCAAGGUCGAUGUACAGAUCUAAAUCCUCAGUAAGAGUGGAUCCCACAGUAUCUCUUCUGAACCUCAACAACAUCAAGGUUGAAGAAAAGCCUCUUAAGCGAGUGGAGGAAUGGUAGAAGUAAACUGUCCAGAGUGCUUUUGUCAAACUCCAUGGAGAGAGGGAGUUCUCCACGUGAGAAAACGCCAGUUGCUUUAAGCAAUCUUUUAAUGUGGAUUUGUAAAUAAUUUAGAUGAUAUUCUGAAGGACACAAUGUGCACCUCUUCUCUCUAAACACGAAGGUCUCCAGUGUGAAAGGAUUGUGUGUUUGACUAGUCUUAUUUGACUGGUUGUUGUGUUGUGAUUGUAAUUGUAUUCUGGUUGCGCUGACUGUAAUAUAUGUGUAAAUAACUACAACACAAACAAAUAAAUGAAUGUGGCCAC
Molecule: messenger RNA, 1269 nt
Organism: Poecilia latipinna (sailfin molly)
Lineage: Eukaryota; Metazoa; Chordata; Actinopteri; Cyprinodontiformes; Poeciliidae
Gene: gjb9b
Product: gap junction protein beta 9b
Exons: 4
Coding region: 137-964 (275 amino acids)
Biological process (GO): cell-cell signaling
Cellular component (GO): connexin complex
Molecular function (GO): gap junction channel activity
Source: RefSeq, a predicted model, not a curated record